Molecule: messenger RNA, 2328 nt
Organism: Malania oleifera
Lineage: Eukaryota; Viridiplantae; Streptophyta; Magnoliopsida; Santalales; Ximeniaceae
Product: zinc finger BED domain-containing protein RICESLEEPER 1-like
Exons: 4
Coding region: 1392-2111 (239 amino acids)
Molecular function (GO): DNA binding
Source: RefSeq, a predicted model, not a curated record
CAGCCACAUCCCAGUGAUCGGUGAUCCUGCGACGUCAAGUCGACGGUGAUUCUCAUUGCCGUCGCUGACUGCCACCCAUAGCUGAGCCACGGCCACAACUCACGAGCAGUGUAGACCAGGUCUAGAGCCACCAUUCCCUCGCGCUCGCGGCCUCACCGACGCCCGGUCAUCUUCGUCUCUCACCAGCCACUCGGCCUCGGCCUUGCCCCUCACCCAGUCUUCCUUAGUUCCUUUGCAGUUUGCACUUGCAGGCCUCGCCCAGUCAGUCCCCUUUGCGGCUUGCAGUGCAUUACAAGGAUUUGGGAAAAAAAUGUCUCAGUCAAUAGCGAAUUCAAUUGAUCAAAAUGAUGAAAUGAGUGAAGAAGAAGUUCAGUUUCCAGAUUCAUCAAACACAGAACCUACAAAAGAAACAACUCCACGGGUAAAAAGAGCUAGGAAAAAAACAUCUAGUAUUUGGACAGAUUUUGAGUUGAUUGAAAGUGGAGAUAAACAAUAUGCCCAAUGUAAGUAUUGUCCUAAGAAAUAUUUCUACCAUAGUAAGAACUCUGGGACAUCAAACUUACAUUGUCAUACAAAAAAAUGCAUGGGAAAGAAAAAUAAUGAUCUGAAACAAAUGCUAAUGAGUUAAGGUGAUGGAAAGUUGUCUCUGCAUACACGAAAACUUGAUCAAGUUGUACAAAGUAGGAAGUUGGCAAUGGCAAUUGUGAGACACAAUUUGCCAUUUUCUUUUGUUGAGUAUGAAGGAAUUCAUGAAUGGGCUUUAGAAUUAAAUCCAGAGACAAAAUUUGUGACACGAAAUACUGCAAAAGCUGAUGUUAUGAGGGUUUUUUUCAAGGAAAAAGAGCACAUUCGUGAGCUUUUAUUGAAUAAUUAUAGUAGAAUUUCUCUUACUUCGGACUUAUGGACUUCGUUAAAUACUGAUGGCUAUUUAUGUUUAACUGCACAUUUUGUGGAUAAAAAUUGGAAGCUUCAGAAGAAAGUAUUGAGUUUUUCAAGCAUGCCUCCUCCACACACUGGUCUAGCACUUAGUAACAAAGUCAUGGACUUAUUGGUGAAUUGGGGUAUAGACAAGAAGCUAUUUUCCAUAACAUUGGACAAUGCUACAUCCAAUGAUUGUUUUGUAGAGUAUUUGAAGUCUAAUCUGAACUUGAAAAAUGCUUUGGUAAGGGAAGGAAAAUUUUUUCAUGUUCGCUGUUGCACUCACAUAUUGAAUCUCAUUGUCCAAGAUGGCCUAAAAUUAUUUCGCUGUGGACAAAAUACGAGAUUAUAUCAAAUAUGUGAAGCAUUCACAACAUCGAAAGUUUAGAUUUCAUGAAUGUUGUGAAAAGGUGAGAGUGCCACGUGUGAGAGGAUUUCGCCAAGAUUGUCCUACUAGGUGGAAUUCUACUUAUAUGGUGCUUGAAAGUGCUUUAUACUAUAGAGAUGCUAUUUGCCAAUUCAGGUUUAGUGAGGAGAAUUUCAAGUUAUGCCCAAACGAUGAUGAAUGGAAGGAAAUUGAGAAAAUUGCUAGUUUCUUGAAGGUUUUUUAUGACUUGACAAAUCUUUUUUCUGGGACAUCUUAUCAAACUGCAAAUUUAUACUUUCAAGGAGUAUGGAAGGUACAAGUAACUUUACUUAAUGCGGCAUUGGGUGAUGAUGUCUUUUUAAGGAAUGUGGCUACUCAAAUGCAAGGGAAAUUUGACAAAUACUGGUCAGAUUAUAGUAAAAUUUUGGCAAUGACUGUUAUUUUGGAUCCUCACUUUAAGAUACAAUUUGUAUCUUUUUGUUUAAAAGAAGUGCAACCAAUGUCUUGGAAAGAUCGAGUAAACGACAUCCAGCGUGAGAUGCAUUCACUUUUUGAUGAGUAUGUGAAGCACCACUCCCCUUCAACUUCUAAGAAAAUGCCUUCCUUUGAAGCAACUAUUAGUCAUGAUCGUGGUCAUAUGACACCUAUUGCAACAUCAGUUGAUAUGACACUAAAAGGUUUUAAAGCUUUUGCUAAAGAAGAUGAAGAAGCUCCAAUGUCAGAAUUAGAAAUGUUUUUUAGAGAGAGGAUGGUAGAUUGUGAUAAAGAAUUGGAUAUUUUGGACUUUUGGAGGAUUCAUGAAUAUAGGUAUCCAAUUCUUUCUUGAAUGGCAAGAGAUAUCUUAUCAAUUCCAAUAUCAACUGUUGCAUCGGAAUCAGUAUUUAGUAUUGGAGGAAAAGUGAUAAAUAUGUCACGUAGUUCUCUUACGCCUGAUAAUGCUGAAACUAUCAUUUUAACUCGUGAUUGGCUGUAUAGUCGAGGAGUUGAAGAUUUUGUAGAUAAGGAAGAACUUGCUGAAGAUAUUGCUCAAGCUGAAAGAGCAG